AGGCUGCAGAACGGUGGCGAAGGCAUCAGCAAGAGGGAAAGGGAGAAAGUGAAUGCAUCAACAAGAGCAAGAGAGAAAGGGAGAAAGCAAACUGGCGGAGGAGCGGAGCAGCGACGGCGGAGUGGCGACGCCUCUGGUGCGAUGGUGAGAAGGCACAAGGCCGAACGAAGAAGAAGCUGUGGAGACUUGGCAGAUCUGCACGGCUCUUUUGAGUGAUCGUUCUCUUUCCUCAAACCGGCAAAGGGUGCUAUUGCCACUGGUGCUGCGACAACUGGGUUCGAACCGUGGAAGUGUUUUGCUGGCCUUGUCUGCUAAAGUUGCCCUUCCUUUCCCCAGGAAGGCGGGAGGAACCCAGAACCGGUUCGUGGUCUUCAGCGAGGUGUUCGGCGACAUCGUUCGAUCCUCUCCGACUGUCAGCUUUCUCCGGCUAACAUCCUAGUCCAGGAAGCUCCAUUCCUCUUGUGAACCAGUGAACAAGAAGCCAUACAGGACGAUCUUUACCACCAUGAGCAUGGCAAGAUCGUUGUCAAAUUUGAUCUGGAAGAAAGUUAUGAGCUCUGGAGCAACCUAUUCUCCAAGAAACCUAGUAGAAGCUGGCGUUUUGACUGAAUGCAAUCGAAAAUGGUAUGCAUCAAUGCCUGAUGACCCUGAUUCCCAUGAUGAUUUUCAGCCAAAAAAGAAGAUUGUAGAUUCUGCUUCACUAAAGGACAUCGUUGAGAACGAUGUCAAAAGUAAUCCUGUGAUGAUAUAUAUGAAGGGAGUUCCUGAUGCUCCACGCUGUGGAUUCAGUGCCCUUGCUGUGAGAGUUCUUCAAGAAUAUGGUAUUCCUUUACAUGCCAGAAAUAUUUUAGAAGAUUCUGAUCUAAAAAACAGUGUAAAAGCUUUUAGCAACUGGCCAACAUUUCCCCAGAUAUUCAUAAAAGGGGAGUUCAUUGGUGGGUCUGACAUAAUACUGAACAUGCAUCAGUCGGGUGAAUUAAAGGAAAAGCUUAAGGACCUCAAAGAGCAAAGUGAUGCACCAAAAGAAGAUUAAAGCGUAUGCAAGCAACUUAAGGGAUUCGGCAAAUUGGUCUCCGAAUGUCAUCUUUUUUCUGGCUUUGUUUAUGCAUUUUCUAUUGAGAUAAAUGCAGUACUCAGGGUGGGUUUGUAUCACAUCUUAACUGUUCUUUCACUUUAUCUGAAAUUGGUUCCAUAAACAGCCAAUGGUUUGAGUAAUAAACUCUUGGAGUGCAAUUGCCCUCCUUGUAAGCC
Messenger RNA from Nymphaea colorata (pocket water lily), 1251 nucleotides. RefSeq names its product monothiol glutaredoxin-S15, mitochondrial. The coding region runs from base 506 to 1033 and encodes 175 amino acids. The transcript has 9 exons. Lineage: Eukaryota; Viridiplantae; Streptophyta; Magnoliopsida; Nymphaeales; Nymphaeaceae. The record is from RefSeq and is a predicted model, not a curated record.